AGGGAGGGAGGAAGGGAGGGAAGGAACUGGGAAGCGUAUUUAAAUGCAGGGUAGGAGGCGACAGAAAACAGGUGAUUUAUGUUCUAAAGCCCGCUCUCUCCAGCAGCCUGCUCACUGCGCUGCACUGCAUGACAGAGCUUCCUCCCUGAGCAGCACAAACAGGUUUGCUUUGACGGAGCUGCAGUGUGGCGUAGUAGCGCGUGCGAUCAUAAGCUGCCCUAUCUGCUCAGACCUCUCUCCUGGGGUUUCUGUGCGAGCGGCACAACAUGGGGAAGCCCCCAGCCUUGAACCCCGCCAGGACCCUGCAGCGUGCCGACAGGUGAAACCAGGUCGGAGAUGUCUCGGUUCCUCUGGAGGGGGAGGGUGGCGUGGGCUCAAGGGGCCGGCGAGGAGACCCGCUCGGAGAGGGAGAAGAAAUGGGCUGAGCUGUUUGAGCAGUUGGACGCUAACAAGGACGGACGGGUGGAUGUGACCGAGCUGGGGGAAGGAUUGAGGUCCAUGGGCUUGUUCCUGCAAGCCAACUCCGAGCAGGAGAUUGUGCGAGUGGGAGAUACGGACCACGAUGGGCAGCUGGAUCUGGCCGAGUUCACCGAGUACCUGCGGCAACACGAGAAAGCCCUGCGUUUGGUCUUCAGUAACCUGGACCGUAAUCAUGACGGCCUCAUCGACAUCGCUGAGAUACAGCAAUCGCUGGCAAACCUGGGUAUCGUGAUCACAGAGGAGCAGGCCAAGGCCAUCCUGCUCAGUAUGGACAAGGACGGCACCAUCACAGUGGACUGGAUAGAGUUUCGGGAUCACUUCAUCUUUAAUCCCCUGACAGACCUUCAGGGCAUCGCAGAGUACUGGAAGCACCGGGCGUUCCUGGAUAUCGGGGAAUCGAUCCGGAUUUCGGAUGAGUUUUCCCAGGAGGAUUGGACGGCUGGGGUUUGGUGGCGGCAGCUGCUGGCGGGGGCGAUGGCAGGCGCCGUGUCGCGGACUUGCACGGCCCCCCUCGACCGUCUGAAGAUCUACAUGCAGGUUUACGCCUCUUCUGACAAGCUGAACCUGAAGAGCGGCUGGAAGACGCUAGUGCGGGAGGGCGGCUUCCUGUCUAUGUGGCGAGGAAACGGCAUCAACGUGUUGAAGAUCACCCCAGAGAGCAGCAUUAAGUUCAUGUCGUACGAACAGUAUAAAAAGCUCUUCCUGACCAGCCACAAGCCCCUGGGGGCUGGAGACCGUUUCCUGGCGGGCUCGCUGGCUGGAGUCACCUCACAGACCUGCAUUUACCCCAUGGAGGUGCUGAAGACAAGACUGGGGCUGGGGAAGACUGGGGAAUACUUUGGAAUUGUCGACUGUGCCAAGAAAAUGCUGGAAAGGGAAGGUUUGCGUUCGUUCUACAAAGGCUACUUCCCCAACACUCUGGGCAUCAUCCCUUACGCUGGCAUCGACCUGGCCAUCUAUGAAACCAUGAAGAACAUGUAUGUGCAGCAUUCCGGUGGUAAUGUGUCUCAGCCCAGCGUGUUUGUCCUGCUCGGCUGUGGCACCAUCUCGAGCACCUGUGGCCAACUGGCCAGCUACCCCCUGGCACUCAUUAAAACACAGAUGCAGGCGCAAGCGGGAAGCACAGGAUCUCCACAGCUGAACAUGAUCCACAUCUUUAAGCGGAUCCUGAAGCAAGACGGUUUCCUGGGCCUUUACAGAGGACUGGCUCCCAACUUCCUGAAGGUGAUUCCAGCCGUCAGCAUCAGCUACGUGGUGUAUGAGAACAUGAAACACAUGUUGGGGAUCACCUCCAAGUAAUGUAAUUACCUCCCCACCUCUCCUCCCUUCCCCCACUCACUCCCCCCACCACCACCCAUUUUCCUCCAUCCCCCCACACCACCACCCGAAAAGGUCAUUUACAAGACUAUUUUACGACUUAAGAAUGAAGAUAUUUGAAUGUGAAAAUGAAUGUAAAUGUGAAUUCUCAGCGCUUCAGAACAGCCGAGGUUCAGUUUGCACAUCUGAUCUCUGUCCUCAAAGACUGUUCUGCACGGAAGCUUGUGUUCCCAGGGUCCCGCUCUGGAUUUGAUCCCGAUCUCCCGAUCUGCACUGGGGUCAGCUCCCAACCCGCACGAGAACCCUCAUCAGAAUCCACUCCCAAUCCACACUAGAAUCCACUCCCGAUCCGCACCAGAAUCCACUCCUGCACCAGAAUCCAUUCACGACCUGACCAGAAUCCACACCAGGAUCAGCUCCCGAUCCGUACGGGGAAUCAGACACGAAUGCUUUCUGCCUCACGUUCCCACUCUCACACAAAAUCACACCCAUAUAUGUGUAUAUAUAUAUACACUG
Molecule: messenger RNA, 2313 nt
Organism: Callorhinchus milii (elephant shark)
Lineage: Eukaryota; Metazoa; Chordata; Chondrichthyes; Chimaeriformes; Callorhinchidae
Product: calcium-binding mitochondrial carrier protein SCaMC-1
Exons: 10
Coding region: 337-1779 (480 amino acids)
Biological process (GO): transmembrane transport
Cellular component (GO): mitochondrial inner membrane
Molecular function (GO): calcium ion binding; ATP transmembrane transporter activity
Source: RefSeq, a predicted model, not a curated record